CCGAAAAAAAAAAUAAUAAAAUAAAAUAAAUUAAAGCAUAUAUGCAUAUACAAUCAAUACUUUUUCAAUAAUCACGCCAAUUUCCCAUCCCAAAACUCUCUCCAAGCAACACACGCACACAAAUAAAGUGUCGUCUCAGGCUGACGUUUUGUUUAACCAUAUUAUGUCCUUCCUCACCGAUUUUCUUUUCUGACUAAUUCUGGGUCAUACACGUAUAUAUAAAUAUAUGCAUAUAUUAGAUAAUUUAUACACAAGUAUAUAGUAUAUAUGAUUGAUUUGAUGACAGAUUUGGGUAGUAGGCAGAGGUUGAGGAGAAGGAUUGAAUUGAAGGGUCAGGAUGUGUUUUCAGAAAGGGAGAUACAACCAUCAUCAAAUUAAUGUGAAUUGCAGCAGUAGAUGUAGAUCGUCAUGGAUGAAGAAGUACCUGGUUCUGUGGGGACAAGUGGUAGCCUUGCUCUGAGAUUGGGGCAGACUGUUUUCUCUUCUGCUUCUCUUCUUUUCAUGUCUCUCGGUGUUGAGUUCUACAACUUCACUGCUUUCUGCUUUUUGGUAACAAUCAUGGGUUUGGUGAUUCCAUGGAGUUUCAUUCUGGCAUUGGUGGAUGGCUACUCUGUCCUGGUUAAAUGCCCUAUUCGCCAGCGAGGAAUACUGCUGAUUGUUGUAAUUGGAGAUGGGGUUUUAUCCAUUCUCACAUUAGCUGCAGCCUGCUCAACCGCCAGCGUAGUGGACAUUCUGCUCCAUGCUGACGGAUCUUAUUGCCCUCCGAAAUUUUGCAGUAGAUAUCAGAUAUCUGCUGCAAUUGCCUUCUUGUCAUGGUUUUCAUCUUUGGCUUCAUCUCUUUUCAAUCUCUGGCUACUUCCCACCUUGUGAUUCUCAUAAUUAGAAUUCUUUGUUUUCUUGAAAUCUGUAUAAUCCUUGAUUUUUCUAAAUCUGAACUCUGUAUAUUAUGGUGUUCAAAUUUUGAUACAAAAAUAAUCCAAAAUGAUACAAGUACAAAGCUGUGGAUGAA
Messenger RNA from Cornus florida, 1009 nucleotides. Its product is annotated as CASP-like protein 5C1. The record is from RefSeq and is a predicted model, not a curated record. The transcript is spliced from 3 exons. Gene Ontology annotation, cellular component: membrane. Bases 409 to 870 code for a protein of 153 amino acids. NCBI's taxonomy places the organism in Eukaryota, Viridiplantae, Streptophyta, Magnoliopsida, Cornales, Cornaceae.